Molecule: messenger RNA, 1376 nt
Organism: Prorocentrum cordatum
Lineage: Eukaryota; Dinophyceae; Prorocentrales; Prorocentraceae
Source: the annotation of a GenBank genome assembly
AGCCAUUUUGGCUCAAGCCUUUUGUUUCUGAAAGUUUUGGUUUGAAGUGCUGGCUAUGGGGGAAUAUGUGCUGUCCGCUUGCAGCGACGACCAGGGAAUAUUUGCCACCGAUCUCCACACUGGGGCCCUCGUGGCGACCUUCGAGGAGUCGGUCGCGCAGCCGUGCGCGUUCGGCAUGGUCGGGGGCAGCUCCGGCCACGUGCACGCCGUGCAGGCGAACAAGGCGCUGUGGCACGUGUGGGCGUGGGGCGACAAGAAGCCCAGCUACCGCGCCAGUCUUCCCGAGAAGAUGACAGCCAUGACCUUCACGGGCGACGCGACGCUGUGCUUCGGGGGCGCCGCCUCCGGCUCCAUCUACGUGUGGCAGGCCGCCACGGGGGCCCUGUUGAGUUGCUGGCCGGCCCACUACCGCGAGGUCACGCAGCUCGUCGUGUCCCAGGACGAGAGCCUGCUCGUCUCGGCCUCGGCGGACGCGAGCGUGAACGUGUACGCUGUCGCCGACGUCUGUGCCGAGAGGGCGCCCAGGCCUUUGCACAGUUGGUCCGGGCACGCGCUGCCGGUGACCUCGGUGGCCCUGCUGCCGGGAGGUGGGCUUCACCAGGUCGUGGUUUCUGCAAGCCUGGACCGCUCCGUGCGGCUUUGGGACGUGGGCACGGGCAAGCCGCUCGCUUCGCACACGCUGCCGGUGCCUGUGCACAGCGUCAGUGUCAGCCCCAGCGGCGCCGAGCUCCUGGUCGCUGGCGGAUGUGGGGAGCUGCGCUCGAUCAGCCCGCCGUGCGGUCCCGGCGAGGGCGCCAGCAGCUACGUGGGCCAUGCUGGCACCGUGUUGAGCUGUGCACUGAACGCCGACGGCAGCAAGGCGGUCUCCUGCAGCGAGGCCGACCGCGUGCGCGUCUGGGAGACGCGCAUGCGGCAGUGUAUCUCGCAGGUGCACGCCUCCCGCGGUGUUAAGAUCGGGUCGGUGCAGGUCGUGCGGUGCGCUGGCUUCGCGCACAGCUUGCCGCCCUUCCAGCCGUUCCAGCGCCUGCUGCAGGCGCCCGAGAGCUCACCUGCGACGCCGAUCCCAACCAGCGGCCGAGAGGCCGCCCUGAGGCAGGCCAUGAGGGAGUGCUCGGGCUCCGGCGACUUCGUCGACAGGCUCGCCUGGGCCCAGGCCGAUGGCGAGGAGGCCGCGGGGGGCGUGGAGCAGCUCCGCAGGCAGCUGGCCGAGGCGCAGGCGGGGCAGGCGCGCUGGGCUGCGGCCGCGGCCGGGCUCUACGGGGCCCUCGUGGACGCCGGGCUCGACGGGCGCCUGGCCUAGCGGGGCACCCCGCUGGGCGCCGCCCAGGGCGCGAGCGGCGCCGCCCAGGGGCGCCGGGCCCGCGGCAGAGGCGCCG